UUGUUUUCUUUAAGAAGUGAUUAUUUUCUUUUUUCCUCUAUAAAAAGAGAGGGUUUUACCAAACAAAGCUCCUGAGAGUUUGUAGUUUGCUCGAAUUAACAAAAUUAGGUCAAAGAUGUGGAAUCAAAAGCCGAGUUUCAGGUUUGAGAUAGAUAACUUCUCGAAGAAGGAAGUGUCCACGGUAUCAAAGGUAUUCGUGAGUGGCGGAUACGAAUGGUAUAUCGACCUUUAUCCGAAGGGAAAUAGUCUUUGUCAUGAUCACUUGUCGUUGUACCUGUACGUUACAAAUUCUAAGUCAUUUAGAAGUGGAUGGAAACGAAUUGCUAAUUUUUACUUCGUUCUGUUGAAUCAAUCCGACAAAGUGCUCUACAGAUCACCAAGUAAUGAAGCUAUAUCCUUUCCAUGCACAAAUUCCAUGAGCUGGGGUUUUAGAAAGACCUUGCCUCGUAGCAAGUUUAAGAAAAAAAGGUUUUUGGAGAAUGACAGACUCAUCGUUGAAGUCUACAUUCAAAUUGUAGAAACUUUUGAUGGAGAAAGAGGAGAUGUAUUAGAGAAGAAGGAAACUGUGGACAUCAACGGUUUUCAAGUUCUUGCUUCUCAGAUUACUCCGGCAAGGAAGCUAUUCGCUGUGCACCCAGACCUCGCAGAUGAUUUCAAACCAAAGAACCAAGUAGUGAGGACGGAAUACAUGAAUGUCCUUCUCAACCUCAUUGAGACACUUAACAAGCCUUCACAGGAUCACUCAGAGACUGAGCUAAGCAAUGCUCACAGCAAGUUGAGUGAGCUGACGGAAGCAGGCUUCAAACUGGAAUGGUUGAAGUCAAAGCUUGAUGAGGUUUCCUUGAAGAGGAAGAAAGCAGAUGCUGAUGUCCAACAACUCGAUGAACGUCUUAAGAAUCUUGAGCAGAUGAAAUUGGACUUCAAGCUAGACUGUUUGAAGUCAAAGCUUGAGGAGGUUUCCUUGGAGAGGAAGAAAUCAGAUGAUGUUGAUGGUUCUCGAGUCAGAGAAAUGGAAGGACGCAUCAAGAAUCUUGAGAUGAUGGUGUCAGAUCUCAAAGUUAAAAUGGACAAGGAGGAGGCCAAAUCUUUUGCUGAUGGUUUUUUGUUGAUCGACGAGGUUGAUUGACGUAGAGAGAUCAAGUUAGAUUUAGUCGAUAGAGAAAUUCUCUAGUAGACAUUAAUACCUUCAGUCUUCUUUGUUUUUGUUUUUAUGUUACUUUAUGAUUCCUAAUAUCUCUACAUUCUUUUUUUUUUUUUUUUUAAUCUGCGCCAUUUAUGUUGGGUUAAUAUAUGCGUUCUGAAUCAACUCCCAAAUUAAGCAGCAAGUAACUUCUCAAAGAAAGAAGAAGAGAUAUAUACAUUUUUAAAACUCAUCCAUCUAGAUUCAACGCUCAGAUUAUACAACUAACACCAAUAACUUUGAGACUUCCUCCUCUAUUUUUGGCCACUUGUUAAACGAUGUUUCUGAUUUGAUUUAUCUAUCUCAGUUGGAGAAUCUCUUUUGAAACUAAGUUCCUUCUCUGUAACUCUUUUCUUUGGUAGUUUAACUAUAUAUCUAUAAGGUUUGGGAAGAGAGUAAUCAACGUUUUCACGCUCAAACUACAAACACUGAAAAUCCGAAUAGUAUAAAGACUUCAGGAACAUGCAGUAGUUUCAGCGGACAAACUAUCGAUAAGUUAAAAUGUAAAAAUAUAUUAUAUAAAUUUAUGACAUUCGUAGCUAUACAUUAUAAAAA
Arabidopsis lyrata subsp. lyrata is the source of this 1735-nucleotide messenger RNA. RefSeq names its product MATH domain and coiled-coil domain-containing protein At2g42480-like. Gene Ontology annotation, molecular function: protein binding. Lineage: Eukaryota; Viridiplantae; Streptophyta; Magnoliopsida; Brassicales; Brassicaceae. The transcript is spliced from 4 exons. The coding region runs from base 116 to 1126 and encodes 336 amino acids. The record is from RefSeq and is a predicted model, not a curated record.